UUCGCUUCUCCUGCCUUGUCCUCCUCACAGAAGUGGGCUUACCUCCCUCCAUCUCGCCAAGAUGACUUUCUGCUACCAGAACCAGUGUGAGGAUUCCUGCUACUCCCCCUGCAGUCCCUGCAGCUACGGGACCGUGUACAGCUACAGGACCUACGACUGCGGGAGCCCCUGCGGCUACCGGGGCUACGGGAGCCUGUGCGGUUACCGGGACUGCUACCCCUCCUACAGCUCCCGCUACUGCUACCCCUACUCUUCUUGCUACACCCGUAGAUACAGCUAUGGGAGCUGCUACCCCUGCUACCCCUGCUAAAUCCAGAUGGAUUUAAUGGGAAACGAGGACUGAGAAUGAAUUAAUUACGGAAUUCACGGCUGCCGUCAGGGGGAGAGUUUGCAGGUGCCCUGAGUCCAGGACUGCGGCUGAAAGCCGUAGUAUUUUGGGGAGCUCAGUAUUUCUGUAAAACUCCUUCCACAUUCUUCCAAAAUGUUUUGUCUUCCUUCUUUUCCUACUGAUUUCUUAACCCUACUAGUCUUCCUAUGGAUAUGUUUCUGACUUAACUGAUUUUGAAGCUAUACCAAAGAAAGAACAAAUCAUCUGAUCGAAUUUGUAUCAUUGGACUUAAACAAGUGGAAAAGUUUGAAAAUGGAAAUUGAUAGCCAAAUGCUACAGCUGUAGCAGCAAAAAUGACCCUGGGAGAUUUUCUGCAGAUGUAGUUUAAUCUUUGUAGGCUUUCUUUCUGCUUCUGCUUUCUGUGUUAUUUUAGAUCCUUAUUGUGAGCUUUAUUCUUAUUAAAAAUGUUAUAGCAUCA
Molecule: messenger RNA, 806 nt
Organism: Calidris pugnax (ruff)
Lineage: Eukaryota; Metazoa; Chordata; Aves; Charadriiformes; Scolopacidae
Product: keratin-associated protein 20-1-like
Exons: 2
Coding region: 62-310 (82 amino acids)
Source: RefSeq, a predicted model, not a curated record